Messenger RNA from Caenorhabditis angaria, 369 nucleotides. The record is from the annotation of a GenBank genome assembly. Lineage: Eukaryota; Metazoa; Nematoda; Chromadorea; Rhabditida; Rhabditidae.
AUGAAAAAAAACAUUUUUCUCUUAAUAUUGAUCCUCUCUGUAUAUUCCUCCGACUCAUCGAAAGCUUUCGAAGCCGCUACCAAAUUGAACAAUGCCUAUACAUCGCUCAAAACUCGCGAAGAAUACAAAAAACUGGUGCACAGUCGGUUGAUGGCGGUUGAGACGAUCAAAGCGCAUAAUAUGUCGGAUCUACAGAUUUUGUUGUUUUCGAAACGUACACCGGGUUUUCGAGCAACUAAUGUGACAAGUGCGGUUUUUAGCGAUGCAAAAAUGACAUUGACUUAUCGGGUUAGAAAUGGAGAUGUGGAAAUUAUUGCGAAAAAGAUUGAUGGACAAUGGAUGUUUGUGUCGGAGAAGAAUUUUUUGUGA